AUGGUCACCAGUGACUUCUAUGGCGCCACUACCGCGACAAAUGUCAGUUAUUGGUAACCUCCAAGAUAGCCAACAUGUUAAAAUUAUCUAUCGAUUUUAUGUAGUAAUAAUGUAGAGAAAUACAUAUCAUAGAUUCCACUUGUUUUGACAUGGUAGAUAUUCUGGCAAUAUACAUGCAUCCCGCGUGAAUAUGAAAUUAAAUAAGUUCGAAGAGACUUAGUUCGAAGUGAUUUCAAUCCAAUUUUUAUGCAUUAAUAUGUGAACCAAACAUAGAAUACGAGUAAUGGUAAAUAUAUGAGUUAAUAAUAAUCUUUGAUCGUACCACUUUGUGCAGUUACAAAAUGGGUCAGUGAAUCUGUAACAGAUGUGCCAUUUAAUUAUCUACGGCAAUUAGUCUUGACACGUGUCUGAUAAAGCUUCUUCUAAAAUACAUUCGUCAAUUAGGCAUCGUUUUAUUUCUGUAGAUCGUUACUUUACUGUAGAAAUUACUUUUGUAAAAUGUUCAAGUAAAAAUAGACAAAAGAACUAUAAAUUUCUAUUGUUAAAA
Molecule: messenger RNA, 547 nt
Organism: Heterotrigona itama
Lineage: Eukaryota; Metazoa; Arthropoda; Insecta; Hymenoptera; Apidae
Source: the annotation of a GenBank genome assembly